AUGACAACUCAAUCCUCCGAUGCAACGCCUCCACCUGGUCGUCUCCACGGCGGGCUCAGACCUCACGAACAUUUCUGGCGAGAUCGCCAGGUUUGGCUCGAGGAACACGGCUAUAUGCUUCGGCCGCGAUACAAGCCUGACUGGCAACCAUCCUGGCUUGGAACCAGCAAAUCGUUAUUAUCAUGUGAGGACGGCCUGGCCAUCAUUACCGGCGGUGUUCUGGAUGCCACGAGGAUAUCGGACGGCGCGAUGGUUAUGCUCAAGAAAGUGGACACCGAUAUACACCCCUACGAAGUGGAUCUCGGACACUUUUUGUCGUCUGAAACUAUGACAUCAGACCCGCGCAAUCGUUGUGUUCGCACGUUGGAUGUCCUUCCUGACCCUGUGGAGGGUAAUAUUAAGAUCAUUGUCUUACCCCUCCUCCGACAAUUCGAUGAUCCAGACUUUGCCACCGUCGGCGAGGCAGUCGCAUGUCUACAGCAGGUGAUAGAGGGACUGCAAUUCAUGCAUGAGCAACACGUUGCCCAUCGUGACAUAUCAAUCCUUAAUGUCAUGAUGGACGGUACGCCAAUGUAUCCAGACAUGUGGCAUCCCAGAGUGUCUAUCAUGAAACGUGAUUACUCUGGGCGCGUGAAACACUACGCCCGAACUGAGCGACCACCGAAAUACUAUCACAUCGACUUUGGCCUCUCUCGCAAGUACGAUCCCGACAACGGACCCCCCCGCGAGCUGCCUAUUUUCGGUGGAGACAAGAACGUACCGGAGUUUCAGGGUGACGGUUACGACAAGCCAGCAGAUCCAUUCCGUACGGAUAUCUACUACUUAGGCAGCUUCAUUCGGGAGGGUUUUCUGGAGGUGAGUGUCUCGCCGUGCUUCAGCGCUCAGCACGCUCACGUCUGUGCCCUGCAGCCAUACUGUAACAUGGAGUUCAUGCGAUCUUUUGUCGCCGACAUGGUGCAAAACGAUCCAGAGUCAAGACCGACCAUCGAGGAGGUCGCCUCUAGAUCUGAGAAGCUAUUCAGCCAGCUCGCGUCGUGGAAUCUGCGGGCUCGGCUGGUCCAGAGGGACGAGAACGUGCUCGUCCGGACUGUACUUGGAAUAAAACACAUCUUCCGGACGGCGCGAUAUCUCGUCAAGCGAUUGCCUGCCAUCCCGACUCCAACAUACUGA
Molecule: messenger RNA, 1170 nt
Organism: Fomitopsis serialis
Lineage: Eukaryota; Fungi; Basidiomycota; Agaricomycetes; Polyporales; Fomitopsidaceae
Exons: 4
Coding region: 1-1170 (389 amino acids)
Biological process (GO): protein phosphorylation
Molecular function (GO): ATP binding; protein kinase activity
Source: RefSeq, a predicted model, not a curated record